UGUAAAUGAGCGGAAAUGACGUUCAGUUUGGCGGAACACGUGAGUUGCACAUGCGAACUGGAGCAGAGAAAUACAUCAGAGAUGCAUGUAUUGUAGCUAACUUGUUAGGCGAAACUAAUUACGUUAAAAAGCACACAUUUAAUCAACGCAACACUCUAUAUUGAGACAGAGACGCAAUCUACAUCAUGAGUGAUUUUGGAAGCUACCCUCCGCCGGACUUCAGUUGUCCUCCCAGUGCAAUGGUAAGACCACCAUCGUUCCAUCCACCUCCAGGUAACUUCCAGCCCAGCAUGUGGAACUGGUACGAACCACCAUCCGAUUCAUGGGGCUACAACGGCCAGGUGGAAAACUGGCAUGGCGGCGCCGGACCAGGUCGACCCAGAGGCUCAUAUGGGCAGCAUUUCCACCGUGGACAACGUGGUUAUCAAGGCGGAAGGCAAGACUUUGGUGCCCCCAACAACAGUUGGAAGAAGCAGCAGAAGAAGAAAGAACCAGAAUUCUCCCACUUCUGUGACACCUGUGACAGAGGGUUCAAAAAUCAAGACAAGUAUGAUGAGCAUGUUUCUCAACAUGUCAAGUGUUCAGUGGAAGACUGCAGCUUCACUGCUCACGAGAAGCUGGUCAAUAUUCACUGGAAAAAUAACCAUGCCCCAGGAGCCAGAAGGAUUAAGCUGGACACUCCAGAGGAGAUUUCUAAAUGGAGAGAGGAAAGGCGCCGGAACUACCCAACCUUGAUGAAUGUAGCAAAGAAGAGAAAAGUGAUGGAUGCCAGGGAGGAGCGUGGUGAGGUGCUAGAGACGGCUCAGUUUGGGAGGAUGAGGGGCCGAGGUCGAGGCCAGCGACGUGGAAGAUUCCAGAGAGGGAGGUGGUCCAGAUCAGGCCCUCAUCCGUCAGAGAGACCACCACAGCAUGGCCAACCUCUGGAGAACCCCCCACCCCUCACUGAGCCCCCCAGGGAGGGUGACCCUUUAGGGGCUCUAGUCAACAGUGACCCAGACUCUGACAGAGAGGAGGAGCUCAGUGGGUCUGGCGUGACCGUGGCCCCGAAACAGAUGACCUCGGGGCUGGGAUCACUGAUGGCCAGUUAUGGAUCUGUGACCGACAGUGACAGUGAACCAGAAGCCCUCCCGAUCCACAGGGCCGGUAAGAUCCUGGAGGAGAACCACGCCAUGCUGAAGGGUUUGCCAUCCAAGCCCCAGUAUAGUGUUUCCCCCGGUAGUAAGAGACCGCACCCCGACGCCCCCAGGGUAUCACCGGUUCUCACAGCCACCGGUUCUCAUAGAUCUGACAGAGGAAGAGGAGGUAGAAGAGGAAGACAAAAUAAUACUGCCUCCCACCAACAGCGACGUGCUACUCUACUUGAGAUGUUGCUGGCGCCAGAUAUCCGACAUGAGAGGAAUGUACUUCUGCAGUGUGUUCGCUACAUCGUACGGAACAACUUCUUUGGGCUGGAUGCUGAAAUUCAUGGCCAGGAGGUUAUCGAGGGCAGAAAAGUGACCCCAACUGACCCCAACCACGACUCCCAGAGACAGGAAGGGAGACCAGACGAUCUGUGUCACCCAGUUCCAGGAACAUUUGUGGUUGGUCCAGAUGAAGUGGGUGACCUUGUCAAGACAUCAUUAGAAAGUACCAACGGACUCCUACAAGUGUCUACAGAAGCAGCCAUUUUAGGAGGUCAAGACGUCUGUCCUAAGGAGAGGCCAGAUGCUGCCACGAACUGUUACCCCUUGACUCAGAGUGAGUCUAGCUAUAACCCUGAGGUCCAGGGGAGUUUGGCUGAGCAGCCUGCAACCCAACAGGAGGGAGUGGAGGGGAUAACACAGACUGGACCAGCCUGUUCACUGUCACAUCCCCUCCAGGUGACCCCAAACAACUUGGCUGUUAAUUCUGAAGAUGGAGAUGGUCACCCUAAAAAGAACAUCUCUCAAACCUCCAACUAUGAUGACGAUGAAAUCUGGGAUAUCUAAGACAAUAGUUAGUUAUUCUGACAUAAAGACUGUAACCAGAGUUUUACCUCAGCUCUGUUCCGGAUGGACAUUGGUGAUGAUUCACUUCCUUAAACUGUAGUAAUGUUUUACUCUAAACAUGAAAUAUCUCAGUAGUUUUGUUUUAUUUUUACACAAAUGUUUUCCAACAUAAAAAUAAAAUGGCUAUGUUAUGUCACUGAGGUAAUACCCCUAACAACAUUGUAUUUUUCAUGAACACCCUUUCUCCUUAAUAUUUGAAGUUUGACUCUGAGAGAACUAGACUCACGAAAAAUGAUCAAACUAUUUUGUGCUACAUUUGUUGGAAUUUUAAAAGCAAAAUUGAGUGAUGUGUGACAGUGGUUGGUGUGCAGUGUUGGGGAACAGAUUGGAGCCCUGUCUAUUUGUUGUUGGGUCUAGCUAUAAAGUUUAUAGCUAAUUUUUUUAUAUGUAGCCCUUCAUUUCUGUCCCCUUUUCUGCCACCCAAAUCCCUCA
Messenger RNA from Esox lucius (northern pike), 2459 nucleotides. RefSeq names its product nuclear FMR1 interacting protein 1 (gene nufip1). The coding region runs from base 186 to 1967 and encodes 593 amino acids. The record is from RefSeq and is a predicted model, not a curated record. NCBI's taxonomy places the organism in Eukaryota, Metazoa, Chordata, Actinopteri, Esociformes, Esocidae. The transcript has 10 exons. Gene Ontology annotation, cellular component: nucleus. Gene Ontology annotation, biological process: box C/D snoRNP assembly. Gene Ontology annotation, molecular function: RNA binding.